Molecule: messenger RNA, 2329 nt
Organism: Cheilinus undulatus (humphead wrasse)
Lineage: Eukaryota; Metazoa; Chordata; Actinopteri; Labriformes; Labridae
Gene: sdad1
Product: SDA1 domain containing 1
Exons: 22
Coding region: 113-2173 (686 amino acids)
Biological process (GO): ribosomal large subunit biogenesis; ribosomal large subunit export from nucleus
Cellular component (GO): nucleolus
Source: RefSeq, a predicted model, not a curated record
UCUUUUUUUUUUAUGCAUGUUUAAUGGCAGCCUACAUUCUGGCCACGCUUCCCUUUUAAAUUGUACAUUUUCUUGGUAUUUCCCGGAUAUUUAAGCAGGAUAAUAUCUAGUUAUGUCGGGGCGACAGAACAACAAGUUGCCCAAUAAUUUACCACAACUGCAAAAUCUCAUAAAAAGAGACCCACAGUCCUACGUAGAUGAGUUUCUGCAGCAGUACAGACAUUACCAGUCCAAUGUACAGAUCUUCAAACUCCAACCUGACAAGCCCAACAAGGAGCUGGCAGACCUUGUUAUGUUUCUUGCGCAGAUUGGUCACUGUUACCUACAGCAUCUGUCCACCUUCCCACAAGAGCUGUCAGAGUUAUUACUGAGUCACCACACUCUACUAGAGCCUGACCUCAGGAUGACCUUCUGUAAAGCAUUGAUUCUUUUGAGGAAUAAAGGUCUGAUUGACCCCUCUGGCCUCUUGGAGCUCUUUUUUGAGCUGCUGCGUUGUCACGACAAGCUUCUUAGAAAGACUCUGUACACCCACAUCGUCGCAGAUAUCAAAAAUAUUAAUGCAAAGCACAAAAACAACAAAGUGAACACAACGUUACAAAACUUCAUGUACACCAUGCUGAGAGACAGUAACCCCAUAGCUGCAAAGAUCUCUUUAGAUGUUAUGGUGGAGCUUUACAAAAGGAACAUAUGGAACGAUGCCAAAACAGUUAAUGUCAUCACAACAGCGUGUUUCUCCAAGGUGACAAAGAUCCUUGUUGCAGGUCUUAAAUUCUUCCUGGGAAAAGAUGAGGAUGAGAAAAAUGAGAGUGAUUCAGACUCAGAGACAGAGGGACCGACAGCUCGAGACCUGAAGGUGAGAUACAACACCGGCAAGAAAACCUCCAAAAACAAGAAGAAGCUGGAAAAGGCGAUGAAAGUCCUCAAGAAACACAAGAAAAAGAACAAAGCAGAAGUGUUCAAUUUCUCUGCUAUUCAUCUGAUUCAUGAUCCUCAAGAUUUCUCUGAGAAACUCUUGAAGCAGUUGGAAGACUCUAAAGAGCGCUUCGAGGUGAAGAUCAUGAUGAUGGAGCUCAUAUCAAGGCUGGUUGGAAUCCAUGAGCUCUUCCUCUUUAACUUUUACCCGUUCAUCCAGAGAUUUCUCCAGCCACAUCAGAGAGAGGUGACAAAGAUUCUCCUCUGUGCUGCCCAGGCCUCGCACCAACUUGUUCCACCAGAGAUCAUUGAACCUGUAAUCAUGACCAUCGCCAACAACUUCGUGACGGAUAGAAACUCAGGAGAGGUCAUGACAGUGGGUCUUAAUGCCAUCAAAGAAGUGGCAGCACGCUGUCCACUUGCCAUCACUGAAGAUCUACUGCAGGAUCUGGCUCAGUACAAGAUCCACAAAGACAAAAAUGUGAUGAUGUCAGCCAGAGGACUGAUCCAGCUGUUCAGGAAUCUAAAUCCACAGAUGCUACACAAGAAGGACAGGGGGAGGCCCACAGAAGCAUCAGCAGAGGCAAAAAUCAAAGACUACGGAGAGCUGGACGCUAAAGACUACAUCCCUGGAGCUGAAGUCCUGGAGGUGGAGGAGGAGAAGAAAGAAGGAGAAGAGGACGAUGGCUGGGAGAGUGCCAGUAUCAGCGAUGAUGAUGAAGAUGGAGAGUGGGUGGAUGUUCACCACUCAUCUGAUGAAGACACAACAGAAGUGGCUGAGAAGCUUGAGAGCAUGCCUGUGGAGGAGAGGAAAGCCAUUGCAGCUGCAGUCAGCAGCAGCAGGCUCCUAACUCAAGACGACUUCAAGAAGAUCCGCCUGGCUCAGCUGGCCAAGGAGGUCAAUGCUGCACCAGGGAAGGGCCAGAAGAGGAAGAAUGUGGACAGUGAUGACGAGGAAGACAGCAAAGGGGAGCUGCUGAGCUUGAGGAACAUUGAGAAGCUCCAUAAGAAACCAAAAUCAGACAAGGAAACACGGCUAGCAACGGCCAUGGCGGGACGGCCCGACCGUAAGGACUUUGUCAGAAAGCGGAUCAAGCUGAAUCCACAUGCCAGCACCAGCAACAAAGAGAAGAGGAAAACAAAGAACUUCAUGAUGAUGAGGCACAGUCAGAACGUCAGAACAAAAGGCAAACGCUCCUUCAGAGAGAAACAGCUGGCUCUCCGGGAUGCACUGCUGAAGAAAAAGAAGCACUAUAAGUAGGACGCAUGGACGUGGUUGCUGAAUAUGCCUUAUACAUUGUACAUCCUCCAACUACUCUGUAAAAAAAUGGUCUGUUUAAUUAUUAGUGUAUUAUAUGCAGAUAAUGACUUGCAUACAUUUUCAAUGUCCUGAAAUAAACAAUCUUUGAUAAUUGGA